Messenger RNA from Phytophthora nicotianae INRA-310, 684 nucleotides. RefSeq lists its product as hypothetical. Bases 1 to 684 code for a protein of 227 amino acids. NCBI's taxonomy places the organism in Eukaryota, Oomycota, Peronosporomycetes, Peronosporales, Peronosporaceae. The record is from RefSeq and is a predicted model, not a curated record. The transcript has 3 exons.
AUGAUGACUGACGCUGACAAUAGUCAGUACAAUGCAUGCACCUAUCAGAGAACGAGUUUUGACCUGAAGAAAGCAAAUAUCGUGAAUAAUUGGAAGACUAUUGGCGAGACCUCUGCUCGUUUUCGAGCUGUUGCUAAGAAGAUUCGCCGCCAGUGGUUCGACAACCCUCGCUUCUUCAAUUGGCAAGCAUUCCACACACCUCCAGGUUACGCUACAACUAACAACCCCGUGGAGCAAUACCACCGGAAGGUUAAAUUGGUGGAUAGUACGGCUCGCGCUACGCCAAUUGAAAUGGUGCAACUCUUGGAUCAAUCGCGCAUCGGUUUUAUAGCGAAAACUACAAAGUUCUCGAGUAUUACGCAAACAUCAAAGCGAUUAAAAACACACUACAACAAAAUUAAGAAACUAGGCGAUCUAAGUGCAACUGUGCUUCUUCUCGUUGGAGAUCUACGAAGUCAAUUCGUGUUAGUGAAGCAAUCCAUUCUCGAAACGAGUGUUGCUACUGCUAUUGGGUCUACACGACUGACGGUGUUGCCAACUCACACGGUAUCAACUUCAAGAAAAACAAAGCCGCCAAAGAAAAAGAAGAAACCUGAAUUUGAUGCCGAUGACGUUAAUCAUCCUAUUAAGUCUUCACACACGCUGCGCAUGCAGUGGGAGGGCAUGCCGGAGGACGGAUACUAA